Messenger RNA from Opisthorchis viverrini, 1482 nucleotides. RefSeq lists its product as hypothetical. NCBI's taxonomy places the organism in Eukaryota, Metazoa, Platyhelminthes, Trematoda, Opisthorchiida, Opisthorchiidae. Gene Ontology annotation, molecular function: dynein light chain binding; dynein heavy chain binding. The record is from RefSeq and is a predicted model, not a curated record. The transcript has 9 exons. The coding region runs from base 1 to 1482 and encodes 493 amino acids. Gene Ontology annotation, biological process: intraciliary transport. Gene Ontology annotation, cellular component: cytoplasmic dynein complex; ciliary plasm.
AUGUUCACGGACGCAUGUGUGCCAGGCAUCGACUGUCAUUCUGUGGAUGCGCACGAAAAAGAUUUUGUCGAACAAAACAUACAGACAGAACCGUAUAAAAUCGUUCACCGCGGAUCUCAAAGUCGGCGGGUGAAAGAUUUUCAGAGUCAGACGGAUGAAAUGGUGUUGCCGAGUCAAACGACUUCCAAUUCAGAACCAGAGUCCGCCGCAAUGAUAGAUUUUCUGAAACGUGCAGAAGCCGUUAUAACGGAAGAACUAAAAAAGAGCAUCCGAUCCAAAGCUCUUAGAUUGCUGCAAGACGAGGUUCCCGAUCGAGUGUUGGUGAAGCAGAUAGCUCAACUGCCCUUGGAGGAAGCCGCAAAACACGAGCUCUCGGUUACAUGUUUAUCCUGGAAUUCUACGGGUGCAGUUUUAGGGGCAGCUUACGGUUCUUUGAACCAUGCCGACUGGUGUGCACACAAUGGGAUUAUUUCCCUAUGGAAUGCUGCUCGUUCACAAAGCGGAAGUCCAAUUCAAAAACUGGACACAAAUUCCUGCGUAACAUGCCUUGCAUUUCAUCCGAUUAUACCUACCCUGUUAGCAGCAGGUACAUUCACAGGUGAAAUACUAGUGUAUAAUACCACCGCCGAAACGGAUUGCUUGAUUGCUAUGAACGGAUGUAACGAAGCUGGACACACGGAGGGAGUCACGCAGAUCGAAUGGCUAAUCGAUACCCGGGCAACUAACAGCGGUAAUAGUGAUUCAAAACGAUACGCGGUGGAAAGAUUCCUCACCAUCGGAAACGAGGGGAAAGUCAUUUGCUGGACAAUUGAUGCCCACCGGCGUUCUACACUGAGAUGUUCAAAAAUCUUCGGCAUUAAAAUCCGCGAUCAAGGAGUAGUGCCAGCAUCCCCGGACAUUCCUUCAGACAAGAUACGUCAUACUACGAACAGUACUCAUAGUAAAAGAGCUGUAAGUCUGACAUCAGUAGCCUUGUGCCCAGAUCAACCGAAUCGGCUUGUGAUUGGUACGGACAGCGGUGGAAUAAUGUUGUGCAAUUUGGAUUAUCCAGGUUCUGCAGGUUCACUGGAUUUGAGCACCGACCUUCCAUCCCCGGUGGAAUUUUCCCUCAGGCGGCAAAAUGGGCCAAUUUGUUCUGUGGACUGGUCCAAAUUCUAUCGUAACUUGGUUCUGUCGUGUGGGAUCGGAUCAUCACUACAAAUUCACAACGUGCUCCAGCGGGACUUAUCAGUGGACGUUGAUCCAACACGAGGGAAGUUUGUGGCAGCGAAGUUCUCUCCUUACUUUCCAAAUGUGCUAGCAUGCACAACAGGAACUGGUUCAGUCGCUCUGUACAGUCUUCUGGGAAAUAAUGACCAAAAUGACUCCGGAGAAAUUUCCGAGAUGGAGCCCAAGCUGCUGUUCGAAACGGAUAUAGUGGCUACAAUGGAGACUAAAUGUCCGGUGCCAAAGAUAUCAUUGGCAUUUAACACAAAAAAGUAG